Molecule: messenger RNA, 3195 nt
Organism: Aspergillus terreus NIH2624
Lineage: Eukaryota; Fungi; Ascomycota; Eurotiomycetes; Eurotiales; Aspergillaceae
Product: tyrosine protein kinase SWE1
Exons: 2
Coding region: 1-3195 (1064 amino acids)
Biological process (GO): protein phosphorylation
Molecular function (GO): protein kinase activity; ATP binding
Source: RefSeq, a predicted model, not a curated record
AUGGUGGCAACUUUCUCGCCGCACCGUGAUGCGGGCGGCACCCUUCACUUGCCGUCUCAUUCGGGCAUCCACCAUGUGGACGCGAGCUCCGCCAUCCGCCAACUACGCCGCUCUUUGUCACGUUCGCCAUCGAAGAGUUCGAACUUCUCCCUUCUACGAAACCAGUCUCCUUCCAAAACACCAUACAUCUCCUCUCCCUUGUCGCCAUCCCGAAGAUCGCCCCAGAAGAGCAACUUCGUCCUCUUCCCGAGCUCCUCCCAUCAAUCGCCCUUCGCUGUCCCAUAUCCUCCGAGUGCCAAAAUCACUCGACCGGUCAUGCGUCGGGUGCGAACGUCGCCCCGAAGCCCGGCGAAGCGCGCUUUGAACAUAUCGUCCGAUCAGGGAAACGCCAAACCCACGCAGUCCGUACCCGCCACGCCUGAUGUGGAAAACUCCCCAACCAGCCCGGAGCCAAACACUCAGCCCGUCGACACAGCGAGUGGCAGUGGCUACUUCCUCGCGCCUACGCCGACAGACAGCGCCUUUGCGCCUCGUCCCACCUUGUCCCGCAUCGAAAAGCGGCGCAGCGGAACGUUCGGCACCUAUCCUACGGUCAGCCCCCUAAAGCGCAGCGACGGGCUGAUGAAUUUGGACCGCGCGUCUCGGGGAAGCCCGUCGGCCAAACGACGGAGUGUUCAUGCGGCCAAUCUCACGGGCGAGUUUAGCAUAUUCGACAGUGAAAACACCCCAGCGCCGGGAGAAGAGUCCCCGGGCGAAUCAUCCAAAGAAACCGAGAUUCCAUCGUUCCCGGUCCCUGUAUCUCCGUUUAGUCCCUUUGCCACCAUCCCAAAACGCUCUUCCUCUCUUCGACGAUCAACUCUCCAGCAACGCCAGAGUGAUCGCUCGCUCUUCUCUCGCGCAAAGGCCAUGGAAGAUUCUCCUGAUGCCGGCACGCCGACGUCUGUCCGCCCUCGCCUGUCUUUGGACAACAACCUCUUCCAACCCAAUCGGGAGAGCAUCUUUUCCCCUCGUCCGGCUCCUGUUAGCCCGUUGUUCUCGUCCACAGCCAAUGGAGCGGGACAGACACGCCCGGCCGCCCAUCCGCUUUCGCGAACCAUCACCCAGUCUUCCUCGAGUUCGAGCCUAGUCGAGGACUCGCCGACCCAUGAACCCGUUCACAAGAAUGACCGACCAAGGGGCGUCUUCGACUUCUCCAAGUCUCUUCCUGCCGGGGCCACGCGCCCAGCGCCGGUACGCCAGCUCACCCGCGAAGAGUCCACGUCGUCGAACGACUCCUUCGCCACGCCCGAAAACUACAAGCUCGUGAAACCGCUCCCGGCCGCGUUCAUGUCGACCGGCCUCAUCUCCAAGAAGAACCGGAACGCCGAGGACCCGCAAAACUUGCUCGGCAUGAGCAAAAACAUGCCCGACACUCCUUGCAAGCGGCCUAUUAACCUGUUCCCAUCGGCGCAACAGGGAUCGGCCGAAAACCCGUUCGGCAAGUCCACCAUGGUUCGUCCGGCCGAUCUAGUUCCGCCGUCGCCAUCCGACCCCCUCAGUGCACGUCCCAAGCCAGGGCCUUUUGCGCGGGGCAUGGGCAUCUUUGGAAGCAGCUUCAAUCGGCCCGAGGCGUCCCGUCGCGGGAGCUUUGUGAGCGUGGACGGAGACGAGAUGCAGUCGGAGUCGCCGUCCGGUCGACACGAUAGCCAACCGUUGAGUGAGUUCGAUCUCCCGCCCACGCCGACCAAACAAACAUUCUUCCCGUCGCGGACGUACCCCCCGGCCACGUCUCAAAUCGCUUCUCUGGAACGACUAUCGGAAGCCAUGGGAACCAAUACGACCCCAUUGCAUGACCGGUUCCAGCGCGGGUCGCCGCGCACGCCGCAGGACAAUCUAUUCCCUCCGGACCCCAGUGGUCUGUCGAUUUCGGCGCCGAACGACCAGCAACCGAUAAAACCCGACUUCAGCUCGUCCAAUCUCCCUGCAACGCCCACCGGACCGCGGGAUUCACUGUUACAGUCGGGCAAGCGCCCCAGCCUUCCGUUAAAUGUCUUCACCGCGCCGGAUGUGGACCCCAGCCUGACCUCUCGCUUUGAGCGAGUCGAGCUGAUUGGAACCGGCGAGUUCUCGCAGGUAUACCGCGUCGCCCAAGCUCAGAAGGCGCCCAUGCUGUCGAUCUUCUCGAGUGGCCCCAAGUCCCCCAAGGUUCUGCCGGAGCAGGUAUGGGCGGUCAAGAAGUCCAAGCAGCCGUAUUCGGGGCUGAAAGAUCGGGAACGCCGGAUUCGCGAGGUCGAUGUGCUCAAGUCGCUCACCAACUCGGAUCAUAUCAUCUCCUUUAUGGACAGUUGGGAGGACAACGGUCAUCUCUACAUUCAGACAGAAUUCUGCGAGGAAGGCAGCCUCGACGUCUUUCUGGCGCAGGUCGGACUGAAGGCCCGGUUGGAUGACUUCCGGAUCUGGAAGAUCAUGCUGGAACUGUCCUUGGGCUUGAAACACAUCCACGACAUGGGCUUUAUUCACCUCGACUUAAAGCCGGCCAAUAUCCUCAUUACUUUUGAAGGUGUGCUGAAGAUCGCAGACUUUGGCAUGGCCACUCGGUGGCCAGCCGAAGAGGGCAUUGAAGGCGAAGGCGACCGAGAGUACAUCGGCCCCGAAAUCCUGAUGGGUCGGUACGACAAGCCGGCCGACAUUUUUUCGCUGGGGUUGAUCAUGUUCGAGAUUGCCGGCAACGUCGAGCUCCCGGACAAUGGCCUGUCCUGGCAAAAGCUGCGGAACGGGGAUAUGAGCGAUGUGCCCAGUUUGACGUGGAGCUCGGAGACCAGCAUCUUCCGGGAUGCAUCUGGCAACCCCGUCUCGGAGGAGCCAUCAUUCGAGGAGCUCUGCGCGUCGGACUUUGGCGAUGACACUUUUGGUGAGGAUAGCUUCCUGGGCCGGCCGUCGAGCGAACGGAAAGCGGUGCCGCUGGCGCGGACGGGCGAGCUCGUGGACCCGCCCAGCUUCAUGAUUGACGCCAGCCACGAGCAAGCGCUGGAUAAGAUCGUGCGGUGGAUGAUCUCUCCGGACCCGCAGGAUCGGCCCACAGCGGAUCAAGUGCUGGAGACGUACGGGGUGCAGUUUAUUGCGCGGCGACGUCGGGCUGGCGCGACGAUCUACGAGGGGAACUGGGGACCAGCCGAUGAAGUGCUUGCCGAAGACGCGGAGAUGAUCGACGUGUAA